This is a messenger RNA of Glarea lozoyensis ATCC 20868, 579 nucleotides long. RefSeq lists its product as uncharacterized. Bases 1 to 579 code for a protein of 192 amino acids. The transcript has 2 exons. NCBI's taxonomy places the organism in Eukaryota, Fungi, Ascomycota, Leotiomycetes, Helotiales, Helotiaceae. The record is from RefSeq and is a predicted model, not a curated record.
AUGUCUUCUUUCACCCCCCAAGUCCGCGACACCACUCUCGGUCCAAACGUCCACACUUACAUCCCCCGUGCAGACGGUGCCAUCGUCAUCAACGGCAUCGCGUACUUUCCUGAUGGACCGAAACCUGUUGUACCGGCUACGCUGCCGAUUCCGGUUACGACGAGCAAUGUUUCGCAACCUGCGCCUGUUGUUGGGUAUGCGGGGAAUGCUAUGCCAACCCAACCCAUCCAAACCGCCCCCCUCCCCGUCCCCCAACCCGCCUACAUCCCCCCUCCCCAAUUCUACCCCCAAGCACCCACCUACGCCUACCCACCCUACCCCUACGCACCCCCCCAAUGGGCACACCCCGGCGCCACGCCCUCGGAAGUCCUCACCCAGAACAUCAUGCACACCGAGACAUCCGCGAAACAGGAGAUGAAGCCCGCAGACGACGAUCCGCAUCGCUUCUACAUGGUGCGCGAGCUGGAUGGGAGUUGGAGUCGGCGGAAUCGCAUGACGAUUGAUAGUGGGGAUAUUGGCGAGUGUAGGUGGUUUGCGCGGGAGGGGGAGUUUUAUGCUGUUAGGCUUGCGAGUAGUUAG